UAGGCGCUCGGAAGAAAGGCGAGUGCGAUUUGUGUGGAGCGCAUGUGGAGCACUGUGUGGGGAACACAUGACCAUAGGGCGAGAGGCCGGCAUCACUUGGAGCGGGUGCGGCAUCCUGACUUUUUAAAAGUGGAAGGUGUUGCUUUCAAGCGUUUGCCUCACCACUAGCUCCUACCCCUGUGCACCGACGACGAACACGAUCACGAAAAUGACGGAUCUAGCCCGCGACAAGCUCAAGGACCCUUCGCUGUAUGAGCCUGGCAAGGCGUACAUCAACGGCAAAUGGGUCACCGCCAAGAACGGCAAGACCUUUGACGUCGUGGACCCCUUUACCCGCAAGAUCAUCGGCACCUGCCCCGAGAUGGGCAAGGAGGACGUCGAUGAGGCCUGCGCAGCCGCCCACGCGGCCUUUCCCGCUUUCAGUCGCAAGACGGGGCGGGAGCGGGCAAAGAUGCUGCGCAAGUUUGACGAGGCCUUCAACGCCAACCGUGCCGACCUGGUGCACCUGCUGAUCAAGGAAAUCGGCAAGACAAAGGCCGAGGCCGAGGCCGAGAUCACCUACGCCUCGUCCUUCUUUGACUGGUUUGCCGGCGAGGCAGAGAGGAUGUACGGCGACACGAUCCCCGCGGCGAACCCGGUCAUGCGGAUACACACGAUGAAGCAGGCCGUUGGGCCCGUGGCCGCCAUGUGCCCGUGGAAUCUGCCCCUGGCCAUGCUUGCCAGAAAGGUCGGAGCAGCCCUCGCGGCCGGUUGCACCGUCGUUGCCAAGCCGGCGGGAGAGUCGCCACUGUCGACGCUGGCCAUGGCAGAGAUUGCGACGAGGAGCGGCUACCCGCCUGGCGUGCUCUCCGUCGUCACCUGCCUGGACCGUACGGCAGAGGUGGGCGAGGCCCUCUGUCGCAAUGAGCACAUCCGCAAGGUCACUUUCACCGGCUCGACUCGCGUGGGCAAGCUCCUGGCUCGCUACAGUGCAGACGGGCUCAAGAAGCUCUCGAUGGAGUGCGGCGGAAAUGCUGCCACGAUUGUCUUUGACAGCUGCGACAUUGAAAAGGCCGUGACGUCGGUCAUCACGUCCAAGACACGGAAUGCCGGACAGACGUGCGUCGCAGCGAACCGCAUCUUUGUCCAGAGCGGCAUCCACGACGAGUUUGUCAAGCGCUUCAUUGCCAAGCUCAGCACCAUGAAGCAGGGCGACGGCUAUGCCGCCGGUACCAUGAUGGGGCCCCUGAUCCACGAGCGGGCCGUCGACAAGGCCCGCCUACACGUGCAGGACGCACUGCAGAAGGGCGCCAAGCUCGAGUACGGCCCGGCCAAGGCCCCGCCCCUGGGCCCCGACGACGGCUUCUUCUACCCGCCGACCGUGCUGACGAACCUGCAGAGCGACAUGCUCAUCAGCCACGAGGAGACGUUUGCACCCGUGGCCGCCAUUCGCAAGUUCAACACAGAGGAAGAGGUCAUCAAGGAGGCCAACAACAGCUCCGUCGGCCUGGGCGCCUACGUCUUCACCACCGACCUGCGCGUGGCCACGAGGAUGAGCGAGGCCCUCGAGUCGGGCAUGGUCGGCAUCAACACGGGCAUCCUCUCGGCCUCGGAGGGCGCCUUUGGCGGCGUCAAGGAGAGCGGCUACGGGAGAGAAGGCAGCAAGUGGGGCCUCGAUGACUACACGACCCUCAAGAGCGUGACCACGGAUGUGUCAUAAGCGCAGCUCCGACGGCUGGCCUGCCUCGUCAUUCUUCUCGAAAUGGGCUUCUAAAUACAAAGUACGACAAUGUCUCCUUCUACCUCUGUGCACCGCCUAUUCUUGCGAUAGUAUC
This is a messenger RNA of Acaromyces ingoldii, 1814 nucleotides long. Its product is annotated as aldehyde dehydrogenase. The transcript has 4 exons. Bases 209 to 1699 code for a protein of 496 amino acids. The record is from RefSeq and is a predicted model, not a curated record. Lineage: Eukaryota; Fungi; Basidiomycota; Exobasidiomycetes; Exobasidiales; Cryptobasidiaceae. Gene Ontology annotation, molecular function: succinate-semialdehyde dehydrogenase (NAD+) activity.